AUGUUAACAUUACGACGAGUAUCAACUCUUUAUCAAUAUAUACAUCCUUUAGCAUCAUAUCAAUAUCGAUUUAAAUCGAAACAAUCGACAGAUGAUGAAUCAAAACAAAAAUCAUCUCGUUUAAGUGAAGAACUUUUAAAUUUUGAACGAAAAAAUUCUAAUACUCCUCGAAAUAUAAUUAAAAAUAGAAAACAUUCAAUAAAUGAUGAUAGAAUUGAAAAAAAACGAUCGAUAACUAAUGAAACUUUAUCGUCAAAAGAUGAUGGUCAUCAAGCUGAAGAUCUUCUUCGAAGUUUAAAUGUGAAAAAUAUGAAUCGACAAAAAAAAUCUGCUAAUGAACGUGAUCGAUCAUCAUCACAUGAUAGAGUUAAACCUACUAAAUCAUUUGAUUCAAAAGAUAGAAAAUCAAAACGUGAAGGAGAACAAAGUGAACAGAAAGAAAAAAAAGUUCGUGCACCAGUUAUUCUUGAUACUGAAUCAAGUGAAGUAAAAACUUUAACACGUCAAGUUGCUGAUUCUUUAACACCAGCUAAUUCAUCAAAUGAAAGUAGUAAUAUAGAACAAGAACUACUUGAUGUUUUACGUGGCCAUCGAAUUGUUAGUAAAAGUGCACGACGAAUAGAAAAUAAAUCCGAACAUCGUAAAGAGCACUUUGAUCUAAAACAACAUGAUGAAUAUGAAAGAUCAUCAAAGAAAAAACAAACUCGUACAACAUCAAAUGUUAAUGUUGAAAAAACAACCGAAGCUUUUUCAUCAUUAUUGCGUGAUUUUCAAUUGAAACCAGCUCGUACUACACCUAAAUCAACACUUGAAGAUGAUUUUAUUCAAGAUGAUGAAGCUAUGAAAAGACCACGUUUUAAUGAUCAGCGUGAACAAAAACGUGAUAGUAGUGAAACACGAAAAUCAAUUCGUGAUAACAAACGUCGACAAGAAUUUCUCAGGCCACAUCAGUUAUGGAGUGGUGAACCAUUAGGAAUUUUUACAACGAAAGAUGUUAAUGAAAUAGCUUCAAAAAUUUCUCCUAUAUGGGAAAAAUAUGAACAAGAUGAAUUAACACGAAUAUCUUCAAUACCACCACGAAAUGCUUUUGAAGAAAUGAUUCAAUGGACGAAAGAUGGUAUUCUUUGGAAAUUUCCUAUUAAUAAUGAACAAGAUAUUGGUUCUGAAGCAGAUGUUCCAUUUUAUGAACAUGUUUUAUUAGAACGUCAUUUACAUGAUUUUCCGAAUUCACCACUUAUUCGCCAAUUUAUGGAACUUGUUUGUGUUGGUCUUGGUCGAAAUCCUUAUUGGACGGUUGAACAAAAAAUUGAACAUAUCAAUUGGUUUCGAACAUAUUUUAAUGAAAAAAUGCAUAUUUUUAAUGAAACAGUUCAUACAGGUGCAAUUAAAACAUCAACAACAACAACACCAUCUGUUACAAAACCUGUUUCAACUUAUAAACCAAAACCGACACCACCACCGGCACCACCUAAAGUUGUUCCUGUCGUUGCUCCAACACCUGUUAAAGCAUCGACGGCGAGUAAAAACUAA
Messenger RNA from Rotaria sp. Silwood2, 1530 nucleotides. The record is from the annotation of a GenBank genome assembly. Lineage: Eukaryota; Metazoa; Rotifera; Eurotatoria; Philodinida; Philodinidae.